This is a messenger RNA of Rotaria sp. Silwood1, 1404 nucleotides long. The record is from the annotation of a GenBank genome assembly. Lineage: Eukaryota; Metazoa; Rotifera; Eurotatoria; Philodinida; Philodinidae.
AUGGAUGCACCAUCAACAGCUCAAGUUCAACAAGUUCGUGAAAUAACACGUAUAGAACGAAUUGGUGCACAUUCACACAUUCGUGGUCUUGGUCUCAAUGAUAGCCUUGAAGCACGUGCUGUCAGUCAAGGCAUGGUUGGUCAAAUUAAAGCUCGUCGUGCAGCUGGUUUAAUUCUUGAAAUGAUUAAAGAAGGUAAAAUAGCUGGACGAGCUUUAUUGAUUGCUGGACAACCUGGAACAGGCAAAACUGCUAUUGCUAUGGGUAUUGCACAAGCAUUAGGUUCUGAUACACCAUUUACUGCUAUGUCAGGCAGUGAAAUAUUUUCACUUGAAAUGAGUAAAACUGAAGCAUUAACUCAAGCAUUUCGUCGAUCGAUUGGUGUUCGAAUAAAAGAAGAAGCAGAAUUUAUUGAAGGUGAAGUUGUUGAAAUUCAAAUUGAUCGACCUGCUACAGGAACGGGCGCUAAAAUUGGUAAAAUGACAUUGAAAACAACUGAAAUGGAAACAAUUUAUGAUCUUGGUCAAAAAAUGAUUGAAGCAUUAACAAAAGAAAAAGUUCAAGCUGGAGAUGUUAUUGCAAUUGAUAAAGCAAGUGGAAAAAUUUCUCGACUUGGAAGAUCAUUUACUCGAGCAAAAGAUUAUGAUGCUAUGGGACCACAAACGAAAUUUGUUCAAUGUCCUGAAGGUGAAUUACAAAAACGUAAAGAAGUUGUACACACCGUCACAUUACAUGAAAUUGAUGUUAUUAAUAGUCGUUCACAAGGUUUUCUUGCAUUAUUUUCUGGUGAUACAGGUGAAAUUAAAUCUGAAGUACGUGAACAAAUUAAUGAUAAAGUUGCUGAAUGGCGUGAAGAAGGAAAAGCAGAAAUUGUACCAGGUGUUUUAUUUAUUGAUGAAGUUCAUAUGUUAGAUAUUGAAUGUUUUUCAUUCUUAAAUCGAGCAUUAGAAAGUGAUAUGGCACCAAUUUUAAUUAUGGCAACAAAUAGAGGAAUUACUAAAAUUCGUGGAACUAAUCAACAAAGUCCACAUGGUAUUCCUAUUGAUUUACUUGAUCGUCUUUUAAUUAUAACAACAAAACCAUAUGAACUUGAUGAAAUAAAACAAAUUCUUAAAAUACGUUGUGAAGAAGAAGAUGUAGAAAUAUCGGAUGAUGCUUUAAAUGUUUUAACGAAAAUUGGUAAAGAAACAUCAUUACGUUAUUCAAUUCAACUUAUAACUCUUUCAAGUAUAAUUAGUCGAAAUCGAAAGGCUCGUGAAGUAACUGUUGAUGAUGUUAAACGUGUUUAUGAAGUAUUUCUUGAUGAAGCGCGUUCAAGUGAUAAUCUUCGUGAAUAUGAACAGUAUUUUAUGUUUAAUGAUCUUAAUUCUGAACAACAAGGAUCUGAUACAGCAAUGGAAACAUAA